Messenger RNA from Lytechinus pictus (painted urchin), 1100 nucleotides. RefSeq lists its product as uncharacterized. The record is from RefSeq and is a predicted model, not a curated record. The transcript has 6 exons. The coding region runs from base 73 to 423 and encodes 116 amino acids. Lineage: Eukaryota; Metazoa; Echinodermata; Echinoidea; Temnopleuroida; Toxopneustidae.
AUCAAAAUAUAAGUGCGCAUUUGAAAAAAUGCUUUAUUUAUUCGCUCAAACAAUCAGCUAUCAAUUUGUUUGAUGUAUGUUGAUUACGCAGUGCUGCAAAAUAAUCUUCAGAAAGAGUUUAUUCCUCUCAACUCGACCAGGACCACAUCCAUCGCCGUAUACCAGAAAACCAGAGAUAUGCAGAACACAAUCCUUGUAAUGUGCCUGUCGACGAUUAUUCUAUUCGGCAUGACGGAAGUUACCGAUGCGAAAAUAUUUCGAAGGAUUCCACCUCUUGGUAAUCGUUCCAACAAUGGCAUCAAUUUUAGAGUGCGUAGGUUACCUCCAUGGAUACCUCCACUGGGUAAGGUCUUCAACAGGAACUUCAACGUUUAUGAUAAAGAUGCUGAUGUAAUGAGAAGACCUCCCGGUGGGAGGCGCUAGUUGUGCAGACUACCUCACUACCAACGCAAACCUACGUCUACAUGUAUGUGGGUGCGUUGUGGACUGAUAAACACCCAGGAGAUGCAAUUCCGCGUUGGCAGUGUAAAUUACAGUUAAUGCUGAUCGAGAUCCUCACAUCCCCGACAUGUGUUAUUUUACAUAAUUUCUUCAGAAAAUUUGUUUAUAAUUACUGCAGUAUCUUGUUACCUUCUCUUAAAACUAAAUCCAAUCACACUUUUUAAAUUGUCAUUUUGAUUUGUCUCCGUGAGUUCGAUUACAUUCGAUAUUAAUCAAAAUUUCAUAUUAGAUAUUGCAAUGUAUAUUCAUAUCCAAUAUGCUUUGUGCUUUGAAGUGAUAUGUACGUGUAUUUUCCCAAUUUUUCUCUCUUGAUUGCACCCAUUUCCGCUUUUCCCAAUUAUGUUAUACUUAUAGAAUUUGUUGUUGUAUAUGGCAGGGAACAUAUUUGUCAUCUAUUUCUUUGUAUUAAUCUAAGAUUUGAGAAAUCUACAAGUUAUGGAUGAUUUAUUUAGCAUGUUUCAACAAUUUAUGUAUAUCUUAAUAAAGUUAGGAUAGCAUGCAUUGAUGUAAUAACAAUGAUCACAUAUUUUACAUAUUUUAAAAGAUAAGCUUUGCAUUUUCAUGUAUAUGGUUUAACUUACCAAAUAAAACAUUAUCUG